AUGAGUCCUGAACAUUCACACACUCACGCUGAACCUUUAGAACCUCUACAGGAACAUUUAAAACCUCUACAGGAACCUUUAGAACCUCUACAGGAACAUUUAAAACCUCUACAGGAACCUCUACAGGAACCUUUAAAACCUCUACAGGAACCUUUAGAACCUCUACAGGAACCUCUACAGGAACAUUUAAAACCUCGACAGGAACCUUUAGAACCUCUACAGGAACAUUUAAAACCUCUACAGGAACCUUUAGAACCUCUACAGGAACAUUUAGAACCUCUACAGGAACCUCUACAGGAACAUUUAGAACCUCUACAGGAACAUCUACAGGAACCUUUAGAACCUCUACAGGAACCUCUACAGGAACAUUUAGAACCUCUACAGGAACAUUUAAAACCUCGACAGGAAUCUUUAGAACCUCUACAGGAACAUUUAAAACCUCUACAGGAACCUUUAGAACCUCUACAGGAACAUUUAAAACCUCUACAGGAACCUCUACAGGAACCUUUAAAACCUCUACAGGAACCUUUAGAACCUCUACAGGAACCUCUACAGGAACAUUUAGAACCUCUACAGGAACCUCUACAGGAACCUCUACAGGAACAUUUAAAACCUCUACAGGAACAUUUAAAACCUCUACAGGAACAUUUAGAACCUCUACAGGAACAUUUAAAACCUCUACAGGAACCUCUACAGGAACAUUUAGAACCUCUACAGGAACCUUUAAAACCUGAACGCCUCUCCUCUGACUACAAACUCUGUCAGCACAAAAACCCAUGA
Messenger RNA from Labrus bergylta (ballan wrasse), 780 nucleotides. The record is from RefSeq and is a predicted model, not a curated record. Lineage: Eukaryota; Metazoa; Chordata; Actinopteri; Labriformes; Labridae.